UGGUCAAUGCAAGGUAUAUAUGAUAUUAAGAAUGGAAGCCAUCUGUCAGUGAAUAGAUCUGUUGCUAAUGGAGACAUUAAUUUCUGCAUCAGCUGCGUCUUGAAGAGACAGUAAGAACGGUUCAGUUUCCAAAGUCUUGCAAUGGCACAUGAUGCUGAUGGAUUUAGGCAUUCUUCAAGAAUUUCUGGUUCAACUCUGAGAUGGAAAUAUCACGUGUUUUUGAGUUUUCGAGGAGAAGAUACUCGUACAAGUUUUGCAGAUCAUUUAUAUGUUACUUUGCAACACAAGGACUUAUAACUUUUAGAGACGAGGAACAACUUGAAAAGGGAGGAGCAAUUAAAGAAAAUCUACUCCAAGCAAUUGAAGAAUCUUUUUCUGCAGUUAUUGUGCUCUCCCCGAAUUAUGCUUCUUUAUCAUGGUGCUUGGAUGAACUCCUAAAGAUUCUUGACUCUAAGAAAAAGUUGGAUCUUCAAGUAUUUCCAAUCUUUUACGGUGUAGAUCCGUCUGAUGUUCGAUGUCAAAAGGGAAGUUUUGCAGAAGCAUUCAAAAAGCAUGAAGAAACACGAGAAAAUGAAGGUGCAGAGAUGGAAGGAUGCAUUAGAAGAAGUUCCUAACUUAGCUCGUUGGAACUCUAAAAAUUGGCAUGAAACAGAACUCAUAAAAAGUGUUGCGGAGAAAGUGUGGACAAAAUUACAUAAUGAAUUGCCAAUUGACAAUGAUAUAUUAGUCGGGAUUGAAUCAAAGAUAGCAAAAUUGGAUUCAAUAAUCUCCAAUGGAUUGGAAGAAGUUCGAUUCAUAGGAAUAUGGGGUAUGGGAGCGUUAGGUAAAACCACUCCCACGAGAGUUGUUUAUGAGCAAAUACACAAAAGCUUUGAAGUUCAUUGCUUUCUUCUAGAUGUUAGAGAGGCAUCUGAAAAAGAUGGCUUGAUUUCCUUGCAAAGAAAACUUCUUUCUUAUUUAAAUUUAAGAAGUGAGGAAUUGGAUGAUUGUUAUGAUGGAAGGAAGUUGAUAAAAAACGUCUUAUGCAAUAGAAAAGUUCUGCUCGUCCUUGAUGAUGUGAGUAAUACAGAUCAACUUGAGAAUUUAGCAGGAAAGCAAGGAUGGUUCGGUCAAGGGAGUGGAAUUAUAAUAACAACUAGAGAUAGAGAUAUACAUUUUGUUAUCAUUGCAUGGUGUCUCUACUCAAUAUGAAAUCAAAACCUUAAGUGAUGAUGAAUGUCAUUUGGAGUUUUCUAGAAGUAUGAUUGAAUAUGCUAGAGGUCUUCCUUUAGCACUUAAAGUGUUGGGUUCAUUUUUUAGUGUGGAAAAACUAUAUCAGAAUGGAAAGAUGCAAUGGCUAAGUUCAAGAAGAUUCCUCCACAUGACAUUAUGAAGAUACUUAAAGUGAGUUUUGAUGGGUUAGAAGGUGAUGAGAAGACUAUAUUUUUAAAUAUUGCUUGCUUUUUUAAUGGGAUGGACAAAGACAUUGCGAUGCAAAUCUCACAAAAUUGUGAUCUUCACCCAAAAAUUGGGAUAAAAGUUAUAAUUUAUGAUAAAGAGGUUUUCCAGGUGCAUGAUAUGCUUCAAGAAAUGGGUAAGAAUAUAGUUUUUCAAGAAUCACCUAAUGAUGUUGGUAAACGUAAUAGGAUAUGGUCUUUGGAGGAUGCUAGUCAUGUACUGGAAAAUAAG
Messenger RNA from Prosopis cineraria, 1668 nucleotides. Its product is annotated as disease resistance protein Roq1-like. The record is from RefSeq and is a predicted model, not a curated record. Bases 508 to 1191 code for a protein of 227 amino acids. NCBI's taxonomy places the organism in Eukaryota, Viridiplantae, Streptophyta, Magnoliopsida, Fabales, Fabaceae. The transcript has 3 exons. Gene Ontology annotation, molecular function: ADP binding. Gene Ontology annotation, biological process: defense response; signal transduction.